Molecule: messenger RNA, 531 nt
Organism: Gongylonema pulchrum
Lineage: Eukaryota; Metazoa; Nematoda; Chromadorea; Rhabditida; Gongylonematidae
Source: the annotation of a GenBank genome assembly
UGCCCAGUUGUGGAAAGGAUUAUAUUGGAUGCGCAUAACCGUGGAUUAUCAUUUCAUGUGCAUGUUCUGGAUUCACCCAUAGAGGGAAAAGGCAAGCAGCUAUUAGAAACAUUAUGCAGUCGGGGUAUAAAAUGCAGCUACGGUAUGUUAGCAUCAAUUGGCUAUGUAAUCCGGGAGUGUCAGUUGGUUCUGCUGGGUUGCUCGGCAAUUUUAUCUCAUGGCUGUGCAGUAGCCGAGCGAGGUACCAGUCAGGUGGCUUUAGUCGCAUCCGCUUCCAAUAUUCCAGUGCUGGUGGCCGCACAAACUUGCAAAUUUGUUGAUCGAGUAAUUUUAAUGCAAAUUACAGUUCUGGUACCUUUACAGGUGCAAUCUUUUUUGCAUGGUGUGCACGAAGUGAGUGCACUGGUUGGUGAAAGACAGGAAGCGGUGCCAGCUGAACUAAUCACUGCACUGGUCACCGAGCUCCGGAUUCUGCCACCAAGUUCAGCACCGGCUGUGCUGAAGGCUAAGCAAUUGGCAGUCGAUUCCUAA